Messenger RNA from Betta splendens (Siamese fighting fish), 2453 nucleotides. Its product is annotated as nuclear factor 7, brain-like. The coding region runs from base 247 to 1659 and encodes 470 amino acids. Lineage: Eukaryota; Metazoa; Chordata; Actinopteri; Anabantiformes; Osphronemidae. The record is from RefSeq and is a predicted model, not a curated record. Gene Ontology annotation, molecular function: zinc ion binding; protein binding. The transcript is spliced from 6 exons.
GGGCGGUGUGUGCGCGUGGAGGGGCAGGAUCGCCGAAUGUGACACGGAAAUUAAGGAAGUUGGUGAGGUGGUGUUGACAAGUUGAGCUCUUUGUGUCUUCUCUUAUUUCUCAGCCUGUUUAAACGUUUCGUGGCGUAACACACAAGCGAGUGCGCGUGUGUUUGUGUGUAUUCACCGCGGACACAUUUUGCGAGAAAAGACAAGAUUUCGCGAAACGAAAGUAAACUGAAGCGGAGUCGAGCGGCCAUGGACGAGGACAUGGAGGACCCUUUACCGCUGCAGCAGGACCUCACCUGCCCCGUGUGUCAGCUCAUCUUCACCGACCCGGUGCUGCUCCACUGCAGCCACAGCUUCUGCCGGGACUGUCUGCAGAAGAGCUCCCAGGUCAACAAGAAGUGUCCGCUGUGCAGGGAGGAGUUCGAGGAGGGCCACGCCGUCUCCAACCGCGCGCUCAGCAGCGCGUGCGAGACCUUCCAGCGGCAGGUGAGCAGCCGGCAGUCGAAGCAGAGAUUCCCGGGAGAGGACACCUGCAACCUGCACCUGAAGCCGCUGGAGCUGUACUGCGAGAAGGACGAGGAGCCCGUGUGCGUGGACUGCGUGACCCUCCACAACACGCACAGGCUGUGGUCCCUGAAGGAGGGGGCCCCCAUCUGUAAGAGAGAGCUGGGCUUUAAAGUCGAAAUCUUUGAAAAGAAAGUAGAUUUGUACAAGAAAACAGCACACAGGCUGAAGAAUGCAAUGGAAUACAUCAAGUAUCAAGCCAGUCAGGCGGAGAAACAGAUCAAGGCAGAGUUUGUGAGACUCCAUGAAAUACUUGUGGCAGAAGAAGCUCUGCGUCUCAAAGCCCUGUCUACUGAGGAGGACCAGAAGAUUGCAGCCAUGAAUGAGCUGCUGGCGUUGACGAACAAGGGCAUUGUUGAUUUGAAAGCGCUCAUAGACUCACUGAAGAAAGAGAUGGGCAACGAGGACCUAGCUUUCCUGCAGAAAUUCCAAGUUUUGAAGAGAAAAGCCGAGUGGACAACUGAAGACCCUUGUCUCUCCAAUGACUCUCUUUUGGACAUGGGCAAGCAUGUUGGUUCUUUAGGCUUCAAGAUCUGGAAGAACAUGCAGACACAUGUGAAAUAUUAUCCAGUGGUGCUGAACCCAAACACAGCAUCUCCAUGGCUGAGCUUGAGUCCUGACCUGUCUGAAGUAAAGGAAAGCCCCGAGCGACUGACUGCUCCAAACAACCCCGAGCGCUUUGAUCCCUGCGUCUUUGUCCUGGGUGCUGAAGGUUACACCUCUGGGAAACACAAAUGGGACAUCCAUGUUGGUGACAACCCAAAGUGGGUUGUGGGUGUGUGCAAAGAGUCAGUGGCUCGUAAGAAGAAGUUUACGGUGUCUUCAGAUCGAGGUGUGUGGGCCAUACAACUCAGUAAAGGGGUCUACACUGCCCUAACGGCUCAGCGUGAGCAGCUGCAGGUGCAGGAGCGUCCGGAGAAAAUCCGAAUUAAGCUCAAUUAUGAAAAAGGAGAGGUGUCAUUUUGGGAUGCGGGAACAGCAAAGCACCUGGUCACACUCUCACAUGAAUUCGAUGAGAAGGUGUUUCCUAUGUUUGGGCCUGGCCUCCACAGCACACCUGUGGUUCUGGUUCCUGGAAAAGUAGCUGUGCACACAUAGUGAGGGGUCGGUACAUGGUAGAACGCUGGUUCUUUACUUUAGAGAUGUAGAAGUAAACUUGAGGAAUUACUGUUUUCCAAACUCUAGUGUUUUUUAUAACCAUUAUAACAACACAAGUAUGAGUUAACCCAAAGAUUAUAUUACAGAAAAGAUUUUGAAAAAUGACAAAGUAAUCUCACAUUAUCGAAAAGACUUUUAGGAAAGCUUCACAAAUACUUCCUAAAAUUAAACUGAUUCACUUAUGUGUAAGGCAUAGAUAAGUGUUAAUUAAAUGUCCUGAGGUUAGUGGAAGAAAGGCUCACUGUGUGGCUACUGAUGCGGCACAGGAAACAAAAAAGUGAAAUGAGCCUAAGCAAAACUGGUCAUCAUAGACCAUAGGAUACUGAAUAUUUUAGAUGUGCCGUAGCUACAGGAAACUGGAUUGACCAGCUUUUUUAUUAUAGACACUGACCAAAAUAUAAAUGAUGCCAAAGCAACGGCAGUUUGGCUGAUGCUGGUCAUAAACAUUGAUGAAGUUUAAAAUGUGAACUAUGUGCAAAAGAGAAACAUUCAUGUAAAUACCUGAUAGUAGCUCCUGUCAUGUUGUGUAACAGUUCACCACUUUAAAGGAAAAAGUGUAUUAUCAACUGAUUUCAAGUGUUACAGUGUGUGUUACAAUGAAUUUAAUAAUGCACGGUACAUGUCAUGGUAUCGUUACAUGAAAUGCACCCGUAGAAGCAAAAAGUGUAGAAAAUCCUUCAACACUAACUGCUGCUAAUUUGCUUUUUCAAAAUAAGAAGGGGUUGAAAACAAAA